AAUAUAUAUUUGAGCGUUGGAGAGAGAAAUCAAAGAAUUUGAGUAGAAAAUGCAAGCAAUAAACAGAUUUUAUAGAAAAAAAAAAAAGAAAACAAGAAUUGGAGAGAGACUUUUUAAUUCUUAUAUUGGUAGCACUGCGUUAAAAUUUUAUCCCUAGUGCAGUUCCGAGAACUGUCAAGCGUUUGGAUCAGAUCAGAUGAUCGAAUAUGCCAGACAUGGAAGUUGACGAUCGAGGGCAGAGCGAUGAUUAUUAUCUGGAGCUGUCUGCUGAUCCUAUUAGGUUCGAAUCAGUCAGCUGCCUCACGAAUGUGUUUUUCGAUGAUUCGAAACAGCAAGUAUUUGCUGUUCGCUCAGGUGGUGUUACAGGAGUGCUCGUUAAGGGCCCGAAUCAGAACUUAAGUUUUCGGAUGGAGGACAGAGGCCCAGUAAUAUCUAUUAAGUUCUCUCCUGAUAUGAAUAUACUUGCGAUCCAACGCACUAAUUCAUCAGUGGAAUUUGUCAAUUAUUCCUCUGUAUCCGGCUUAGAUAAUGUUGAAUACUCUCAGCCAUGCAAAGGGAAGAAUGCUACAAUAUUGGGUUUUGUUUGGACCCAUGGCACUGAAAUACUUGUAGUCACGGAUCAUGGUGUAGAAUUGUUUCAUGUUAAUCCAGAGAAACAUUCUAUUAAAGCACUAAAGUGCUUAAGUUUAGGGGUAAAUUGGUUUGUAUUCUGCCCUAAAAGUUAUUUGGUAUUAUUAUCAUCCGGCACGGUUGGUAAUCAAAUACAAGCAUUGCAUGUUACACCUGGGAAUCUUCAUAAAUUAACUAAGUUUGAAAUUGAGCAUAGUAUAACAAAAUCAGGGAAAUUGGCUGUUUCUGAAAGAGAUGUAGCAUUAGCUGUAUUAUAUGGAACACCUUGCAUAAUUUUGUUAAGGCAUCAACCAGGAACCAAUCGUUCAAUGGGAACAGCAUUUGUAUACAUUUAUACUGUACAUAAAAUGAUGACCAUCAAAAAAAGUCAUAUGUUAAAAUUGGAUGUUAGUGGCAGAUUUGCUAUAAAUGUUGUUGAUAAUCUUAUUAUUGUUCAUCAUCAAGCAUCAAAAACAUCAAUGAUAUUUGACAUCAUGUUGUCUGGAGUGAGUGAUGGGACAGUAAUGCAUCAUACCAGUGUAACUCUGGCAAAACCAAUUAAACCAUUUAAUCUUAAAGUAUCGGGUACAACUUUAUCAGAUCAGAUGUAUCAGCCAUGUCAAUUAUAUUCUCCUAAUUGGGUUGUUUUUCAACCAAAUAUAAUAAUUGAUGUAAAGCUGGGUUGUUUAUGGUACAUCGAGCUCAGGUUGGAAGCUUUGGUGAAAUUAAUUACAGAUAAAGUACUCCUUGUAGAAUUUUUAAUGCAGCGAUCAAAUGCUAAGCAGAUAUUAAUACAAGUCUUGCAGAACUUUAUGACUCAAUUACCUGUGAGCUUAAUGGAAAUGCCAACCAUAUUUGAUAAACUUAAUUUUGUAUAUAGAAAUUACCUAGAAAAUGAAAUACAAAAUCAGAUGGGAACACCUUUACAAAACAAUGUAAAAAAUAUAACAGUGACUGAGAAUUUUAAGUAUAAGUUAUUACUUGAUCAAAGCGACAUGUACAGUCACAUAUUAUCUAAAUUUCCUGAAGAUAAGAUUGAGCCAAAGAUGAUAAUAUGGGUUCUGCUUGAAUAUAUCAGAUCAUUAGCUGAACAUGGAAUACCGGUGCAACAUUACUUGCACGAAUUGAUCAUCACAACAUUGGUACAUCGAAAAGCUUACUAUCAGCUCCAUCAAUUGUUACAAUAUCACGUGGUUGCUGAUUCGAAGCCUUUAGCCUGCUUACUACUUUCUCUGGAAAACUUAUAUCCAGCAGCACAUCAAUUAGCGUUGGAUAUGCUGAAGCGAUUGGGCAAUGCACAUGAAGAGAUAAUUGAAGUGCUAUUAUCUAAGGGACAUAUUUUGGCUGCUUUACGAUACGUUCGCUCAGUUGGGAUGGUGGAUCAGGUAUCUGCGAGAAAAUUUUUAGAAGCGGCAAAAGCUACUGACGACGCGACACUUUUUCAUUCGGUUUUCAAGUUCUUUGAACAACGCAAUUUGAGGUUGCACAACACCACGGCUUUCACAAGAGGAGAACAUUGUCAGCCAUAUGUCCAGUAUUUUAAAUAUCUAUUCCAUGGAACGGACAAUGAGUGCAAUUCCGACACGAACUCGAAUGUUACCACUAUUUCUUCAUAGGAUUACAAUAUUAAUGUUUGUAUAGCACAUAUAAAAGUGAUAGGCAGUAAUUUAUUUCUUUAUUUUUAUUUAACGAGGUUAAUGAAGAAGUAGCAUACUGUUGCUGCUUCAUUAUCUAUAAAUAUAUUCCUAUGGUAUUAUAUAAUUAUAUAUAUGCACAAACACACCACACAUGACACAUACAUACACACACAUACAUAUGGAUUACUUAUUAUUGAAGAAAAAAGAAUGAGGAAGAAAGAAAGAGAAAUUCAAUGUAGUGACAUGUAAUAUUUAUCUCUGUCAAAGUGUUGUUUCUUUUUCAUUUUUUUCUCUUAUAAAACCCAUAUUGCAGGAUUCUCUUUAGCGCGGAAAUUCUAUAUUCAAAAUUUUUACAAAAUAUGUAAAGUUUCUUUAAUAUUUGAUAUAGUGAGACUUUCUUUUAAUAUAAACAUAUCCAAAAUUACUUUCUUUUUUACAAAACAAUUUUGUAAUCAAAUUUGUCAUUCUUUUUUAAUAUAUUUUGGAAUAAUAUUACACAUAUAUACACAGGUCUUUUAAUUAAUAACAAAUUAUAAUUGUCUUUUAUGAACAUUAUAUGGUAACUUUAUAAAAGAUAAACGAUUUAAUCACCAAUCAAUGUUGAAGUAUAAUAUUCAGUGGAGUUGUGACAACAGGAGGAUGUUAAAUUAUGUAUAAAUCAAGUGAAAAAUGCAGUAAAAUUUGUGUAUAUUAAA
This is a messenger RNA of Cataglyphis hispanica, 2941 nucleotides long. It is a transcript of the gene Bulli, whose product is annotated as regulator of MON1-CCZ1 complex. Gene Ontology annotation, biological process: regulation of autophagy. Gene Ontology annotation, molecular function: protein binding. The coding region runs from base 207 to 2225 and encodes 672 amino acids. Lineage: Eukaryota; Metazoa; Arthropoda; Insecta; Hymenoptera; Formicidae. The record is from RefSeq and is a predicted model, not a curated record. Gene Ontology annotation, cellular component: lysosomal membrane; Mon1-Ccz1 complex; late endosome membrane. The transcript is spliced from 11 exons.